Linum trigynum is the source of this 459-nucleotide messenger RNA. Lineage: Eukaryota; Viridiplantae; Streptophyta; Magnoliopsida; Malpighiales; Linaceae. The record is from the annotation of a GenBank genome assembly.
AUGGCGGUUGACCUAAUGAGUUUCAGGAAGGUCGCCGAUCAGAUUGCGAUCCAAGAAGCAACCGCUCAAGGCCUGCAGAGCAUGGAGCACCUGAUCCGCGUCAUGUCUCGUCACCAACAGCAGUCCAAUAGCCACACAACCGCCGCCGAAUGUACGGAUCUCACGGAAGUCACCGUCUCCAGGUUCAAGAAGGUCAUCUCCCUCCUCAACCGCACCGGCCACGCCCGCUUCCGCCGCGCUCCCCUCCACCCUAAUUCCUCCUCUUCCUCCUCCUCCUCCGCCCCCGCUGCCGCCGGAUCGCCGCCGCUUUCGUCGUCCACGGCGCCUUCUCCACCUCAAUCGAUCGCGGGUUUGGGUUUAGGGUCAAUUAAUUGGGUUGGUUCGCGGGUUGGGCAAGAAUGGCUGACAGGGCGGGUAAGGCUGAGCUGGCGAGUCGGGUCGUCGUUUUUUAAUGUUUAA